AUGGAUAUAUUAUCCCGCUGCAGUUCUAUAAGUCAUGAGUUUAUCAUCAAAAAUGUACCUUCGCAGAACAAACUCGAUCAAGCGGAGGAUUUCGACACUUCAUAUGACAAAAAUUCCCUAAUUUUUUAUGAUAGGCUAAAAAUCAUUUCUUCAAUCGCAUUAUUUAUCGGGCAUAUUAUUUUUUGUACAGGACUUUUUUAUCCUAUAAUUAUCCUUAAAGAUGGAAUAUACUCGGAUCAUUCAAUAUUUGUUCCUCACAGUGAAACUCUUUUGCAUUCGAUAAAGACUCUAUUUGAACAGGGUGCUUAUAUUACGCUUUUUGUGGCGCUAGCAUUUUCUGUAACUUUGCCUUUUAUAAAAAUAACUCUUACAAUAUAUGCUGUUUACAAAUCAGCCUCCUACAAAAAUUUGACGCUUGAUAUAAUCAGGUCAAUCAACUUCAGUGAACUUGACAACGCAAAUAGGUUGAACAAAUUAUGCCACUGGAUUUUGUUUUCUCUAAAGUCCAUUUGCAAGUUCCAGUUUGUGGACUCUAUAAUCAUUUUGUUCAAUGUGGCCUUUCUCAAAAAUAGCUUCAUUGUGUCAUCGACAGGUAAAGGAAUUGUUUGUGUAAUAAUUUACUGCCUAAUCUCAAUUCCUUCUACGCAACUUCUCUACCACUCAUUUUACGAAGAGUCAAAGAUACUUGAUAAGUGGGUUAAACGUGCAACAAAUCUGAAAGAUACAGAAUUAAAUUUAGGGGAGGAGAACUAUAUAUUCGCUGAAAUAUCAGUUGUUUUUUUUUCUAUGAUCAUGAUAUUUUCCUCCAUAGUUGUUCUAUCGCAUGAAAAGUUAUUUUUUGUGGGAUUCACCAUUGAUUCCACUAAGAAGUUUAUUAUUGGCGGCUCAGAAUUCUCAUAUAUGGAAAUAAUUUCAACGCUUUAUAAUGAUCCUAUUUUCCUUUUCUCGUAUUUUAUUCUCCUGGUGUUAGGUAUCAUAAUACCCGCUAUUCAAACUGCAUGCUUUUUAUUUGGAAUUAUAUUAUAUAAUUUGCACUUGAAAAUCACUGAUCGGUCGAAGAUGAAGAGGCGAUUUGGGAUUGGUAAAAAGCUUAAGUCCUUGAGCAUAAAAUUGGUACGCCGGUUAUUAUACAUCGCGCAAGUUUUAUCGGAUUGGGCUUGUGCAGAUGUAAUUGCCCUAGCUUUGAUUGCCACUAGAUCGAACCUCGUUACUGCACCUAGGGUCAUUGCCCGUGUCCCGCCGAGCUAUUCCAUAUCAGCUUUCUACAUGCUUAUAUCAUUAGGUCUAUCCUCAUUUUCCAUACAAAUACUUUUAAACCAUAGAUUUGUAUACAAGAUUAUUGAUGACUAUGAUGAGUUAGAAUCGGAUAUUAAUUCCAGUCAGAUCCCAUCAAUAAGCCAAUCUAUUAUUCAUGCGAAUACAAAAAAUAUGACAUCCACGAAUGUAUCUAUCGUCGAAAACUAUGGGUUUCAAGAUAAAGAUUCACGCAUUUCAGGAAUUUCCGACAAUAUGGAGGGCAGAAAUUCCAUGAAAGAAACUUUAGUUAACUAUGCGGAGGCCAGAUCCAACAUUAACUUGUCGAUACCGCCUGUCUGCACGAAUAAUAUACAAAACACAUCUUCCAUCGGUAAACGGAUAGAUAAAUUCCCUGCUAUCAUAAUUAAUUCAUUGGCAUGCAUAUUGGUGAGCAUCAGCGUAUUAUAUUCAUAUAAGUACAAUGUUAAUCCUAUUGUACUCAAUAUCAGUAGUAUCCAAAAGUUUAUGGAUGAUAGUGGGUCAGAAAUGUUUUAUUUGAUGCGGAAAAAUCUUCCUGCCAGUGCCGGGGUAUGCUCAAUUGAUGGCGUGAAAGCCCCGACGCCUUGUUCUGACAUUGGCAAUAUCUAUGUGACAAAGAGCGUCCUGUAUUUCAAUGUGCCCUGGAUUACCGGAAUUGACACUAUUCGACUAACAGCAACCAGCAUUAAAUCAUCUGGAGAUAGAAUAAAACUUGAUUUUAUGUUCAGAUUUGGUAAAUUGAGUAUUUAUAGCAUCGUGGGCUCAUACAUAUUUUCAAAAAUCCACGAAUUAUACCGAGGGUACGACGCGUGUUGUGGAGUAAAUGUGGGAAUGAACGUUAAAAUCAGUUUGAAGUGUUCAAAUACGGAGCCUGUAAUUAGCGAUAUAAAAAUCCAAUUGAUACGUCUGUCAAAUGUGCAUUUGGGGAAGUUGAUUGAAGAUAUGGUCAACAAGUUUUUAGACGUGAGGAAGUUUUUGGAUUCCAAGAUCACGUCUGAGGCCAAUAAGUUUUUGGAUCCUCAAAACAAAUUUAUUUAUUACCAGGAUAUGAACUUAUCAGUGCAGGAUCUGAUGAACUAUCUGGUCAAAGUGAACGCACCGGCAGGAUUGAUCUGUCGCGACAAUACCGCUGCACCCGGUGCACAGUAG
Babesia microti strain RI is the source of this 2424-nucleotide messenger RNA. Its product is annotated as conserved Plasmodium membrane protein, unknown function. Bases 1 to 2424 code for a protein of 807 amino acids. NCBI's taxonomy places the organism in Eukaryota, Apicomplexa, Aconoidasida, Piroplasmida, Babesiidae. The record is from RefSeq and is a predicted model, not a curated record. The transcript has 3 exons.